This is a messenger RNA of Paramecium tetraurelia, 1702 nucleotides long. RefSeq lists its product as uncharacterized. The record is from RefSeq and is a predicted model, not a curated record. The transcript has 4 exons. Lineage: Eukaryota; Ciliophora; Oligohymenophorea; Peniculida; Parameciidae.
AUGUCAGAAUAUGACAAGGAAAGGAUUGAAUAUAAGCAUUUAAUGAAUUAGUAUAGGUCAAGAAUCGUCAAGGACUUUUGGGAAGAAUAAACCAAAAUUGAAAAUCAAUAUAUCGACGACUAUUUGGCAAAAGAAAAAGCGAAAUAAGAGAGACUUGAUAUUUAUAGAAGAAAUCAGACAGUAAUCUAAACAUUUAAUGCAACAUAAUAAUUCAAUAAGUUACAAGACAUCAGAAGAGUCAGGAAUGAAAGAGUCAAGAAAUAUCUUGUUGAAUAAGACAUUAAAAAAAUGAAUAGGCAAUAAAUAAUCAGAGUAUUAAAUGAAGAAUCCAAAAAUUGGAUUUCAGAUAAAAACUCAUAUGAAAAGUUUGUAGGAAAUCUAUUAAUUCCUGAUACUGUUCUAGAUGAAAUAUCAUAUUAUCAUGAUUUGUAAGAGAAAGCAAUUCUUUUUGAAACUGCUUAAUAUGAAGAAAUUGAUAAAUUGAAUGAUCCAAAUAUCUAGUUAGAAUGGAAGAAUAGACUUGGUAUGCCAUUAUAUCAAAGAAUUGUGACCUUAAUCAAAUUCUUAAAAUAAGAUAAUGUCUUAGGAAAUUUAAAAUUUGAAUGGGAUACAUGUUAAGCAAUCAUUUUGACUGACAAAAAAUUAAGCGAAAAAGAAAUGGCUGAACAAUUAGAUAAAGUCAAUGGUGCAUUUUAAACUGUCAUUGCAUAAAAGAUAGAAGAACUUGAAUAAAACCCAGUCAAACGAUUAGAAGAAAUGAAUAAAUAACUUAUAAGAUUAUACAAUCUCCUUGAAUUAUGGGAUAAAUACAUCACCAUAGUUAAAAUGGAUAACUCAACUGCUCAAUAAAUUAUGUAAGCAGCCAAAGCCUAAAUUAAUUUAUUUGAAACAGAAGGUGGAAAAGAUUAUAUGGUCACCUCUGACAAUAGUCUCAUUGAGAAGUUCAAUGGCAAGGAGAUUAAAAGCAAGGAAGAAAAAGACGAUAAAUAUAUCAGUGCUGAUGAAACACAUACAGACAGUGAAGAUAUUGAUUUGGAAAAUCUAUAGAAAAAGAAGGAAACCAAAGACAUUUAUGGUGGCAGAACCACAAAAUCAUAUAACUUUGAUACUGAAAGAAUCAAGGAUAAGGACAAAGAGUUUUCUAAAUUAGUUGAAGAAUUAUUUGCUAAAGCUGAAGCAAAAGCCAAGGAUUCCAACCUUGAAUUCGAAUCUAACUACAGAAAGAAUCCUCAUCAAAAAGUAUUUUAUAAUGACAAUCUAAAUGCUCCUAAUGUUCCUGAUGCUAGAUCAGUUUUCGAAGGAGUAGAUUUGGAAUAACUGUUCCCUUCUGAAGUUCUCAAUGACGAAACCAAGACUCCUUAUCUUGAUUUCAAAAAUGUUGAAGAUAUCGAAAAUCAUUAUUAUGAAUUAAAAGCUAUUUACAGUCUUAGAAAAUAAGGAGAAUAGAAUAUCCUUCUUAACCCAGAUGUUUAAAAAUUCAACACCACAAUCACUGCCCAAACUUACAAACAUAUCCUUAAUAAUUUAGACGUUCCAUAAGAGUAUUCUAAAAUGAAACAAGAUACCUAAAAAUUGGUUGAUGCAGUUGGGGAGAUUAAAGUCACUGAUGCCGAUUUCUUAUUGAAGAUCUGGAAUUAUUAUAAUUGAUGAUAAAUAAGAAUAUGUAUAAAAUAAAAAAAGCAAUAUUCAAACAUAUAUCCUC